Racocetra persica is the source of this 341-nucleotide messenger RNA. Lineage: Eukaryota; Fungi; Glomeromycota; Glomeromycetes; Diversisporales; Gigasporaceae. The record is from the annotation of a GenBank genome assembly.
AUCUUAGUAAACCAUCGAAUAUGUCGAAUUUACCUACGCCACUUCAACAAAUACUUCCAUCGGCUUAUGAGUAUCAAGUAGAUAACUACAAUGAAUUGGAACCUAAAGUCACUUCGGAAAAUGCAGGGCAUUCUGCAGCUACUGCGCGACAUGUUUAUGAGGACGAAUUACAUUUAUCAGCAUCAAGUCGUGAAGAAAUAGUACGAUUAUUAGCUGAUAGAUCAAAAAUCUGGAUGAGGGAAGUUGUAGAUUUGUAUAACAUUUCUGAUAACAGAAAAGCAGUACUUCAAGUGUAUAAUUCUUUAAAAUCAACACCCUUUAUUCUAACUAUUUCUCUCUAG